ACAAGAAUUCGACCAUCGUCAAGUAAGAUUCUUCCCGAGUGACUGUACCCAAUUUCGGCUUGUUUUCUUUUCGUACAUUGCAGGAUGCAGUACUUUAUACUAUUUUUCUCUUUUCUUCCUGGAAUCGUUUAUGGAAGCUUUUUCCAGAUCGAUUAUCCAAACGUCAAUGUAUCUGCGGAGCCAGGUGGUGAUCUCACAUUUGAGGCAGGCAUAGGUGGUGAUGUAAUUUUAAAACCCGGAGCAGGAGGAACCGUCAUCAUUGCCGGAACAGACCUCAGGAAAUUUAUAGAGAAAGUGAAAAGCCUGCCACCAAUAUGGACGAAACAGUCAGUCCACGGAUCUUUGGGAGCGUUCACUUCAGGAACGAAAAUAGCUGUGUCCGUCGAAGCUAUGGACCCAGAUGGGGGUAAUAUUCAAUACAAGGUCAUAUCCGGUCAUCUUCCUCCCGGGACCUCUCUAAAUUCUACAACAGGAGUCGUCAGUGGCACUGCACCGGAUAUAGACGCGUCGUACACAUUCGGAAUUCGUGCUACGGACCAGCACGGAAAAUACGCCGACGGAACCUUCUCUAUCGAUAUCAGAGAAAAGGAUCAGUGCAUAUCCAAUCCCUGUCAAAAUGGCGGCACAUGCUCAGACGAUUUUGGAAGGUACAAGUGCACAUGCUCUUCAGACUAUGGCGGAGAACGCUGUGAACUAAGGUGCGACUCUAAUCCUUUUGGAGUUGACAAUGCAAAGAAAACGAUUCCUGACGCUCAGAUGUCCGCCCACUAUACGUUCUCCAACCACUUCGCAUCCAACGGUCGACUUCACAGCAGAGACGGUUGGAUAGGGGAAAGCACCAGCUCUUGGCUACAGGUUGACCUGGGAGAGGUUCGCUCCGUGUACUCUGUAGCUACACAGGGAUAUCGAUCAUCAACCUACUACACCCUCUCUUACAAACUUCAAUACAGCACGGAUGGGAACAGUUUCCAUGACGUCAUCGGGAGUAACGGAUCAGCAAAGGACUUUUUCGGGAGCAGUAGCUAUGACUCCGUGAUUAAACAUUACCUUCCCAGCAUUAUUAGCGCAAGGUUCAUCCGGUUUGUACCUCUAACGUGGCACACUGGCGGGAAACCGGGGCUUCGGGUAGAAGUAUAUGGCUGUUAACCAGAAAAACCAAUCAAACUUUAUGUUCGAAUAAGUUCGUGGAAAUGUUAAUAUAAUCAUUUUUCUCAUUACCUUGAAUGUAUGUACAAGACAGAUACACUGCUAUUAAUAAAUACACCUUUUCUUUA
Magallana angulata is the source of this 1274-nucleotide messenger RNA. RefSeq names its product lactadherin-like. The record is from RefSeq and is a predicted model, not a curated record. Gene Ontology annotation, cellular component: membrane. Gene Ontology annotation, molecular function: calcium ion binding. Lineage: Eukaryota; Metazoa; Mollusca; Bivalvia; Ostreida; Ostreidae. Bases 85 to 1146 code for a protein of 353 amino acids. The transcript has 9 exons.